Molecule: messenger RNA, 705 nt
Organism: Triticum turgidum subsp. durum (durum wheat)
Lineage: Eukaryota; Viridiplantae; Streptophyta; Magnoliopsida; Poales; Poaceae
Source: the annotation of a GenBank genome assembly
AUGAAGGUUCACCAUUCUCAUGUGGCCUCUUACCUGGAGAAAGCGGCCUCGGCGUCUUCGUCUCCGGCUACUGCACCGUCCACCUCUCCUCCCUCGGAGCUGUUCCCUUUCGGCGCCUUCCAAUGCCUCCGGCCGCUGGCGCCCAAGAUCUCCCUCCCGGACCAGCCGAAGAAGCUCGUCGCGCCGCCGGACGUCCUCGGCCGCGUCAGGAACGCCACCAAGCUGCUCUGCUGCACCGUCAGAAACCAUACCGUGCAAGUGCCGGUGGGAGGGACGACGCGGUGGAACCCGUCGGCGGAGCAGAUCAAGGUGCUGGAGGCGCUGUACCGUGGCGGUAUGCGCACCCCGAACUCGGCCCAGAUCGAGCGCAUCACGGAGGAGCUCGGCCGGCAUGGCCGGAUCGAGGGCAAGAACGUCUUCUACUGGUUCCAGAACCACAAGGCCCGGGAGCGGCAGAAGCAGAAGCGCGCCGCCCUCCUCACCCUCAGCACCCUCGACUCUUCCUCCCUGCCUGCAACGGCGACCAAGGAUGGAGCCGGUGAUAAGAAGGAAGCUUGCGACGAUGCCGUGACGAGCUGCAAGCGGCAGUGCAGGACGUGGGGCGAUGGGCAUGGCGAUGCUGCGGCGGAGGUGGCCGCCGAGGGCUGCACGGAGAAUGUCACCCUGGAGCUCUUCCCGUUGCGUCCGCAGGGGAAAGCUGCGUAG